UUUCCUUAUUGUAAAAAAACUGACCUACAUAUGUAACAGGACUGAUUAAACAAAGUAAGCUAGGUCCUAAGUUAGUCCUGUGUAAACACAUUACAUAAUACGGUUUUAUGACUGGCUAUUCAUAAGGUGUUGUGCUUGCCAUACUACAGCUUUUCUUCAUUCAUUUAUCAUUAUAUUUCUUUAUAUUUAUGAAUAUAAUACAUUAUAUUUAUGUGCUUUUGAUUGUGACAUACAGAUUUAUUAAUAACAAGUUAUGAAUGAAGCUUUAAAAAGCACUACAGUAAUACCAUAACAAACAGUAAGAUUUCUAUAUAUGCCAUAUAACACUGUUAUUAUAAUUUAUAAUACGUUCACCACUGUCUUAAAGUCACACACACAAUCCGCGCAGUGACCGCUGGGAUAGCAUCCAGCUUAUCCUUUCUAAGGAUAAGCGCCUUAGAAAAUGUGUGUGUAUGUGUGUGUGUGUGUGUGUGUGUGUCUUAAUGUGUGUAUCUUAAUUUACUAUAAGAUUCCUGUAGUAUUGAUAUUUCUUUUUCUCAAGAGAAAAAAUAAUUAGCAGUCAAAAACUGUCACGACGUCAUGAAGCUCCUGUGUUUACAGUCUAUGUGUGGAAUAUAUAUGGAUAUUAUAUAUUAUUUCUUCACCUCUGGUAAAACUCGAAGUGCUUCGUUCUCUGUGUAACUGGCGACUCUUUGCACCUUGUUCACUUCAGAAGAAGACCGAGUUUCCUCAAAUGUCGAACGAAGUUUGUUUUUAUUUUCUGUUUUUACAGUUUAACAUUAAAAAUGACGUUUUUCCCCUCACGGCAACAGCAGCAGCAGCAGCAGUCACGAAACCAUAAGCACUUAACAUCACGUUUCGUAGCCACGCCCACGAAUACGUUUAACCAAUCAGCGACAGCCUCCGACAGGACUGGUUCACCGAGAUCAAGAACAGCUGAAAAAUGAGAUUUCUCAGUUAUCCAGAUAAGUGAAGCCCGAAUGAGACGCCAGUCUAAUAAGAGAAAAAGGGGAACUCCACCAGUCUUUUAAAAUUUCCACAGUGGUGAUGAUAGGAACCAGACGUCUGAAGAGUUCAAAGUCUCUAAAAGCUCCCUCACAGAAAAUUAUUACACAAAAUGGUUAUGAAUACUCUGGUGUCUGAGACAUUGUUUUACAAUAGUUUUGUGAUAAAGUUUUGGCCUAAAAAGUCUUAAUACAUUUAUUUGAAUCCAUUUAAGGUGGGAUACAUGCAGUUCGUUGUAAAGCAGAAUAGUCCCCAAACAAAACAUAUUUUUUCAGAUUUUCCACUAUUCUACCAUUGUAAACAUUACAUAUAAAACUCAGAAGACACGUAGGUUCACUGGUGGUUUUGGAUAGUAAAUAAAAUGGCUAUAUUUGUGUUGUAGACAUGGUGACCCCUGGUUCCUAUCACCACCCUUGUAAAGAAAUCAGAGUCUGCAAGUUUCUCUACAAUGAACCAUUUCACAUCAAACCACUCUGAAUGAAUCUGUUUACAUCUUAAAUUAUACAAAAUUUGAAAAAUCGGUGGAAUUCCCCUUUACGUUCUCCAGCUGUUCUAAGACGUCCUGCUUUGUGAAGCAGAGGUGGGUAAAUCUAUUUUCAAAUAAAAUGAUUACUUCUGUGAAAAUAAUGACUCAAAAGGAUUACAAAAAAAACAACAACCUGAGUAGACAUACAUAAGUAGCAGGCCCAAAACGUUACAAUUCAGUAACUUGUACUUCCUAGUACAGUGCUGUAAAAAGUAUUUACCCCAGUUUCUUCUAUUUUUGCUAAUUUGUCAGAUUUAAAUGUUUCAGAUCAUCCAACUCAUUUCAAUAUAAGAUAAAGACAACACAGGUAAACACAAAAUGCAGCUUUUAAAUUAGCAUUCUAUUUAUUGAAGAUAAAGAUUUAUUUAAAACCUUUAUCACUCAUAUGAAAAAGUAAUUGUCCCCUAAUCCGAAUAACUGAUUGCGCCUCCCUUGGCAGUAACAACUGCAGUCAAAUGUUUGCGAUAACUUGUCUUUUACAUCACUGCAGAGCAAUUCUGGCCCACUCUUCUUUACAGAAUUGUUUAAUUCCAGCUACAUUGGAGGGUUUUCAAGCAUGAACUGCCCGUUUAAGGUCUUGCCACAGCAUCUCAAUGGGAUUCAAGUUAGGACUUUAAAUCGGCCACUCCAAAACCUUAAUUUUGUUUCUUUUGAGCCAUUCAGAGUUCUUUAAAAUGUUCUUCUGGGUUGUUUUGUGACCUCCUGGAAGAGUCGUUAAUGCGCUCUUGAGGAAUUUUUUUUAGGCCAGCCACUCCUGGCAUUUCGAUCUAUGAGAUUUGCAAAUCAUUGCAUUCUGUUUGUAUUUACAUUUAUUUACAUUUUACAGUGUCCCAAUUUUUUUCGCACUGGGGUUGUAUAAAGUGCACCUAUAUGGUAAGUGGAGCUAAUAAAAUGGACAAUGAGAGUAGAAACAAGGAGGUGGUUUUAAUGAAGUGGCUAUUCAGUAUAUGUUUCUAUUGGUAGAAGAAGCAGACGUAGCUGCUAUCAGACAGCCCUACCAAAAAAAGAGAUGAAUUUGCAUCUUCAACUCUCACAAUUAACACACCUACACAAUCAUGCCAUGGGCCAUCCACAGCCUCACCUUCCUCCACCACAGCCAUUCACACCUGUGACCAUCAGCAACCAAUGUCUGCAAUGGAUGCCUCUCACCCACCAUCCACAGCUGGAAUGUCCAGUGAUGAUACAUUCACCGCUAAUCAGGUGAAGAUUGAACUUGAAAAACUCAAGCAGAGCAAAGCAGCGGGACCUGAUCGCACUGAACCUAGUGUGCGAAACUGUGUGCGGAGCAGCUGUGUGGAGUUCUUCAGCACUUCAGCAUCUUCAAUCUGAGCUGCAGCCUGAAGAGAGUCCCAAUUAUGUGGAAAACAUCUUGUGUGGGUGUCCCCAAGAAAAGGCAACCGACAGCACUGAAUGAUUAUCGACCGGUGGCACUGACAUCCCACUUAAUGAAGACACUUGAAAAGCUGAUGCUAGCUCAUCUGAGACCUCUGGUCAGAACAGCUCUCGACCCUCUGCAGUUUGCAUACCAGGAUGCCAUUGGAGUGGAUGAUGCAGUUAUCUACCUGCUGGACAGAACAUACUCUCACCUGGACACAUCAGGCAGCACUGUGAGGAUCACGUUCUUCGAUUUCUCCAGUGCAUUCAACACCAUACAGUCCGUGCUGUUAGGGGAGAAGCUACGGCUGAUGCAGGUGGAUGAAUCUGUCAUCUCAAUGGACUAUCUGACUGGACGACCCCAGUAUGUGGGACUGCAGGGCUGUGUCUCAGACAUGGCUGUGUGCAGUGUUGGGGCACCCCAGGGGGGCUGUGUUAGCUCCAUUCCUGUUCAACCUGUACACCUCUGACUUCAGGUACAUCACAGAGUCAUGUCAUCUGCAGAAAUUCUCGGAUGACAUGGCCAUUGUGGGGUGCAUGAGAAAUGGACAGGAGGAGGAAUACAGGAAGCUGGUGAAGGCCUUUGUUGACUGGUGUAAGCUGAACCAACUGCAGCUAAACAUCAGUAAGACUAAGGAGAUGGUGCUGGACUUUAGGAAGUCCAAACCUGCCUUGUCACCAGUCACCACUGAUGGAGUUGAUGUGGAGGGGGUUGGGACCUACAGAUAUCUAGGUGUGCACUUGGACAAUAAGCUGGACUGGAGCUGUAACACUCUCACAGUGUACAAGAGAGGCCAAAGCCGUCUCUACUUCCUGAGGAGACUGAGGACUUUUGGUGUGUGCACUAAGCUCCUAUGGACAUUCUACCAGUCUGUUACAGCGAGUGCUUUAUUCUAUGCUGUUGUGUGCUGGGGCAGUAGCAUUAACAAAAGUGCUCUGAACAAAAGAAACAAACUUAUUAGGAAGGCUGGCUCUGUUGUAGGAGUCAAGCUGGACUCUUUGGAGGUUGUGGCAGAACAGAGGAUGCUCAACAAGCUGUUAGCCAUAUUGGAUAACACCUCACACCCUCUGCAUGCUACACUGGAUAAACAGAGAAGCACAUUCAGAGGCAGACUAUUACAGCUGCGCUGUGUUAAAGAGCGCCGUGUGAGAUCUUUCUUACGCACUGCUAUACGGCUCUACAACGUGUCUUCUUACUGCAGAGAUAGUACUGACAUCCUGCAGUCUGAACCACAUCACUGUAUCUCCUCGCCAAUUAAUACACACUGUGCAAUAUAUUAUAACUGCUACUGUAAUGAUACUUUCACUAUGCACUUUACACUGUAAUAUUGAUGCAACUCCAAGUUAGUUAUGUCUAUACUCACUGUGCUUUUAGUUUACCUCAUACCACUUAGUGCCUGCUUUCAUGUAAAUACAACAAAUCUGUCUCAUACGCCAUGUAAAUAUGCAAAUAGAUAUACUUUUAUUUUAUUUCUCUUGUACUUUAACUUACGUCUAGUUUAUUUCAAUUUUUUUAUUUUCUGCGUAGUAUAUCUAUCUAUCUAUGUAUCUCUCUGUCUGUCUAUCUAUCUAUCUAAACCUUUGAAGAAGUCCAUAAAUACGGAAGUAAAGGUUUUAAAGGCCAUAUGUCUAGUCCACAACUCUGCAGACAGCUUAUAUAGCACUUCAUUCCUAGAUUGGAAAUUAAAUGUUAAGAUCAGGUUCCCAGAGAGAGAAUUAUGAAAAUGGUUAAUGGUUUGUUAAGGUACAUGUAAACAUGGGAAGCUAUUUUGGCAAAAACGUCGAUGUCAGCCAGUGUGAAUUCAGUAAUAGAUUAUAAUUACAUCACAUGUAUAAAUACAUUAUAAUUACAUCACAGUUGACACUCAAAUAUUUUAUGAAUGAACAGAACAUGCAGCCCAUUGACCUGCCACUAAUCUUUCUUUCUUGGAUGUGUUUUAGAGCUUAAAGCCAAAAUUGAGCUGACACUGCUCUGAAACAAACUGCUCUGGGAGCAGACCCCAAAAGCACCUCUCAAACUUUUCAUUUCUUUUUCAAACUCUAAAACACAUCCUGCCACUCUUAUAAAUUCUGCAGAUUUGUAAGGAUGCUUAAAUGUAUUUUGAAUUCAGUCUCUUUUUUUGAAUGUUAUAAAGUAUGAGGCAGGACUCUGCAUAGCACUCUGUAUAAAAGCUCUUCUUCACUGGGACAUGAUGAAAUCUCUUUGAUGGCCACAGUGUCAAGACUAUAACAUAAUUGUGGCCAUUCAACACCCAGGGGUGUCACUAGAGGUUUAUGGCUAGGGAGGCUAAGCCUGUACUAGGGGGCUCUGGGGGCAUGGUCCUUCAGGAGAAGUGGGGUCAAGUGGCAUGGUCCCCCAGGAGAAUUUUUUUAAUAGCCCCAAAAUGUCUGGUCAACAUGACUUUUAAUGUAGCAAUAGCCAGAAAAAAACAGCCAUUUGGUCGAAUUAGCACACAGUAGAUCUGUCUCUUGAAUUUUCUAGUUAUUAUGACUUAAACACUAUAUCCAUCCACUUACAGCAGGGACAGAUCACGCAAAGGUACUGAAGUCAAGCAAUGCGAUCUACUCUUUCUUAGAUAAGCUAAAUAAGCAAGGCCCUAAAUAUAUUAUUCCAAUACACAGAUUAUAGAUCAGUUCAGUUUCAAUGUAAUCAGCUUUAGACAUGUUUAACAAGCUAUAGGCAUGCUUAAUAAGCUGGGUGACUAAUUUCAUACUCAUAGUAACAAAUAUUUUCUCAGAUAAGUUCAAUUAAAUAUAGUAUUCAUUUUAACCAAAAGCUUAAACCACUCUCCGAUGCUUUCUUCUUGACAACUAACCUGCUCCCUCAGCUCUGUCAGUCUCCAUCAGCAUCUUCCUCUCUCAUUUCCUGUGUUUAGUAAUACAUUUUUUAUUAAUCUCAGAUUAAUAAAAGCAAUCUGUUUUUGUUUCUAAACUGUUAAAAGUCCUCUCAUCUGACUGACUUUUGAUGAAGCUGCCACCUCAAAAUUUCAUAGCCCUUAAUUGAGGAAUUAAGGGCUAAGAAAGUGUUUUAUGAUCAACACUGUGUGACAUUUUCACUGACAUUAAUUUACUUACUGUAAACCCUAAUAUAUGGCAAAUACUGGUGUCACAGUUUCCUACUAACUACCAAGCUAGCUACCAAGCAACUGAGUAAAAACCCAACAGCUAUACUCACCAUAAUUUGCUACAAAUCCAUACUGUAGUUGGGCAUCUUUGUAUAUUUUAUUUAAUAUACUCUGUAUAUUAAAGCAAUAAGCCACGAGAGGCCGUUUAUUACUGCGAUUUUAAGGGUAAGGGUGUUCUUAGAGCUGAACUAAAACUCCCUUCCCUGUGGCCAACAUAAAAUAUGAUAAAAUACACAAAUUUUCAGAAAAUAAUUUGUUAUUUUUAAAAUAACUGACAUAUUCAAGUAUUCCACCAAGAAAUGUAGCUAGUUCCUUUAUAGUAUGAUAUCGUUGCUAAGCAACCAUGGGCCACUGAAUGAAGAGAAGAAAGUUCGGUCACCCAUCGCUGUAUACCGCGGUCAUUUCAUGAAUUUUUUUAACUUUUUAAUCAUAUAACAAUGAACAUACGAUAACACAGCACUGUUUAAUGCAACAACUUUCACUUUAUAAGUACCUUUUGGUCAGCAAAUUACCACUGAGUCUUAUUUAGCAUCUACCCAGCGGCACCCUCUUCUCAUGCUUGGCUAUCUAUUCCCUACAUAAUGGACCAUUAAUUUAAAUUUAAACACUGGAUCCUGCACCCCAACAGUGUAAAAUAUAUCUAAGAAACAGUCAUUUGCGACUCUGCCCCAUUCAUACUCAAUAAAUGAUGCACUAUUUGGCUGUAGAGGCUAGAAUUUCUUUCAUAGGUAGCACACUAUUUAGGGAGUACAGAGCCGUUUGGGAUCCGGUCUGGGUUUGAUGCUACUUCUGACUGAAACAUGAACAUUUAAAGCAUACAAUCCAUUCAAGUGACAUUUUUAGACUUUUAUACUGCUGUUUUACAGUUAAUCACAUGGUAAGCACUUUAAUUCAACCAUGUCAUAUUAAUGAUGGAGUUGUUUAGGCUGUCAGUUACCUUUUAGCCUGUUAGCUAGCUGACCAGCCUAGUUCUAGUUAAGUGCAUAAGUUGCCAGCCCCUCAGUUUAAACAAAAAACAGCUUCAAAGAUUAUUCCAUUAACAACACAAGGGUUUUUUUCAUGCCGUUGCAUAGUAAUAUACAAUUCAGUUGGUGUGAUGCGGUCAUAGGUGUGCGUAUAUCGUGGAUUUUACAACAGCUUCAAACGGCGGCUCAGCCAAUCAGAUUUUAGGACCAGUGUCCUACCCAUCGAGUGGUCCUACUGAGCAUGCGCAUAUCAUUACUAUAGUGUGGUAACUUAAUGUUUCAAAGGUUUUAUUGUGUUUUAAAUGUUAAUCCAGGACACACUAUCAAAAUUAUUCUACCCAUAUAUUAUUCUACCCUAAUCCUAUCAAAUUAUUCUACCUAUAGAUUUCAGGGCUGGUAUUACUGAAUAUUAAGUUACCCUUUAUUAAUCCCACAACAAGGAAAUUUCAAACACCCACAAUACACACUAGUGAAUGCACACACUAGGGGGCAGCAAGCACACUGGCCCAGAGUGGUGGGCACCUUAUACACAGUGUCCGGGGUGCAGUUGGGGAUAAGUGCCUUGCUCAACGGCACUUCAGUUAUGUCUUGUCAGGUCAGGGGAUCGAACUGGCGACUUUAUGGUCACAAGGCUCGGUUCGACAAGGUAGCACAACUGGUCAGAACAUUGGAACGAUCUGUUUUAUAAUACAAAUUUAAUAAUGUCUACAGUUUACUCAACUUCAGCAGUUGCUGGCAGAGUGAGUAAAAGCAGAGACCCUCCCCCAGGUCUGAUAUGACUGGCGUACAACUAACAAGGUCUGAUAUGAUUGGACGAGCUGCAUCCCACUUUUCACGUUAUGUUAAAUCUCUGGCAGCACAAGCAGAGGCAGCGCCUCCUCCAGGUCGCGCCCUGCUAUCAUAGUAUAUUGUGAGACGGUUGAAUAAUAAAUUUGUACUAAUAAUGUACUUUUACUUGGGAAGGAGGCUUUAUAACAUUUAAAUAACAUUCAAUCUAAAACUGGCCUAGUGAUGCCAAUGUCAACACCUCAGUAAAGGAAGCACAGGUGAUGUCAGAAACACCCAUUUGCUGUAUAUCGUUGGGGUCACAGCAGACUUCUAUUAGUAUUCUCUUCUCAAGUUGUUAAAACACCUCAAGGUCUCUCUGGGAACCUGAUCUUAAUGUUUAAUUUCCACUCUAGGAAUGACCUGCUAUAUAAGCUCUCUGGUGAGUUACUCACCAGACUCAUGGCCUGUAAAAUACUCUGGGAUUUGUGGGCUCAUUCAAAGCUUUAUAGAACCAAAUUAAAAGAUAGUCCAGUGAGGGUUUUGGAUGCAAAUUAACACAGUAAUGUUAACUAAGGGUGGGGUUUCAUGUACAAGAAUGGACAUCAGAUGAGGGGUCCUCAAUAGGUUGCUGGUAUUUUGUGUUGCAGAGAAUACCUCUUUCCUAUGGAUUCACUGAUGAGCCUGAAAUACAUUCAGAUUCAAUUCAAAUUUAUUUUCAAUUAAGUCCUUAAAAUCUCAGGCUUUUCACAUACUAAGGCUUAUUAUUAUUAACUACUGGUUCUUCAAUGCAAACUGGCUGAGCUAUUCUUAGGUUAUGGAAGUAUGUAACAAAACUUUGGGCCCACUGAUGGGCCACUGGGGUUAAUCUGCAUUGUGCUUUUUUUCAACCAAGAUGGUCACAAAGCACUAUGUAGGGAUUGGAUCGGAACCCAUAUUAGGGAACUGAGUGGUAGAAACAUAAAGAGAAUGUGAAGAGCUGGAGUUGUUAGAGAGGAGCUGGAAAAGUAUGUUCAUGUUAAUAAAGAAUAUGGGAUCAUGGGAUCAGUUUCUGUUCCUCCUUGGAAAUGCUGUGACAGCGAGAACAGAUCAAUCAUGUAAACAUUUUGAAUGAGGACUGCUAAACUUACAACCCUACAAAACUGCCUUCAUUAAAUUGUACA
This is a messenger RNA of Colossoma macropomum (tambaqui), 8923 nucleotides long. RefSeq lists its product as uncharacterized. The record is from RefSeq and is a predicted model, not a curated record. Gene Ontology annotation, molecular function: methyltransferase activity; 2-oxoglutarate-dependent dioxygenase activity. NCBI's taxonomy places the organism in Eukaryota, Metazoa, Chordata, Actinopteri, Characiformes, Serrasalmidae. The coding region runs from base 3272 to 4231 and encodes 319 amino acids. The transcript is spliced from 2 exons.